This is a messenger RNA of Onychostoma macrolepis, 5352 nucleotides long. RefSeq names its product ribosome binding protein 1a (gene rrbp1a). Gene Ontology annotation, biological process: protein transport. The record is from RefSeq and is a predicted model, not a curated record. Lineage: Eukaryota; Metazoa; Chordata; Actinopteri; Cypriniformes; Cyprinidae. Gene Ontology annotation, cellular component: endoplasmic reticulum membrane. The transcript has 29 exons. Bases 245 to 4897 code for a protein of 1550 amino acids.
AGGAUGAACGGAAUGUGGGCCACUGACCGGCGUAAUGCCAGCGCGAGAAAGUGCCACGACUCCACACAGACAUCGACUGACUCCUCAAGCUGGGGAUAAGAAUUUUUUUGUUUUUUUUUGUUUUGUUUUUUUGGCUGGAGAGGUGAGGCUGUUGGAUUCGAGAUAGUCACUUCUGUUUAAACUCUUCCUGAAGUGAUUCAUCCAACGGAAAUCUGCCGCGAGAAAAGAACGGAAACUAGCAGUCAUGGAUAUCUACGAUCCUCAGACCCUUGGAAUUGUGGUGUUUGGUGGCUUCAUGGUGUUCUCAGCCAUUGGGAUUGCUCUGGUCUCAACAUUUUCCAUGAAGGAGACCUCAUAUGAAGAAGCUAUAGCCAAGCAGCGGAAGGAGCAGGGGAAGACUCCAUCUGGCCAACGGUCAGACAAGAAGAAAAAGGACAAGGCAGCUGAGAAGAAAAAUCGUACUAAGAAAAAGGAAGAUAAGCCCAACGGGAAGCUCCUGGAGUCAGAGGCCACCCCUGAGGUAACAGAAGUGCCAGCUGAGCCCAUUCCUCUAGCCCAGGAACAAGUUUCUACACCAGUACCUAAACAAGAGGCCACAGCUCAGAAGUCUCCCCAAUCCACCCCUUCUCAGAAGCCCACUCCACCUGCCCCGGCUCAGAAAUCAGCUUCAACUGUCCCAGCCCAAAAAUCAACUCCACCUGGCCCGGCCCAGAAAUCUGCUGAACCUAUGCAAAAGUCUACUCCAGCGCCUCCUGCCCAGAAAUCCUCUCCAACUCCCUCUGCCCAGAAAUCUGCUUCACCUCCUCCUACCCAGAAAUCUUCACCGGCACCAGCCCAAAAGUCUGUUCCAGCUGCCCCUGUACAGGAAUCCGCUUCACCUGUCCCUGCUCAGAAGUCUGCUUCAAAUGCCCAGAAAGCCACUCUACCUGUUCCAGCCCAGAAAGCAGCUCCACCUGCCCCAGACCAGAAAGUCGCUCCACCGGCCCCUGCACAAAAAUCUGCUCAAACUCAAAAGGCUGCUCCAACUGCCCCAACACAAAAAUCCUCUCAACCUGCCCAAUCCCAAAAGGCUGCUCCAACUGCCCCAACACAGAAAUCUUCUCAGCCUGCUCAAAUCCAAAAGGCUGCUCCAACUGCCCCAACACAGAAAUCUUCUCAGCCUGCUCAAAUCCAAAAGGCUGCUCCAACUGCCCCAACACAGAAAUCUUCUCAGCCUGCUCAAAUCCAAAAGGCUGCUCCAACUGCCCCAACACAGAAAUCUUCUCAGCCUGCCCAAACCCAAAAGGCUGCUCCAACUGCCCCAACACAGAAAUCUUCUCAGCCUGCUCAAAUCCAAAAGGCUGCUCCAACUGCCCCAACACAGAAAUCUUCUCAGCCUGCCCAAACCCAAAAGGCUGCUCCAACUGCCCCAACACAGAAAUCUUCUCAGCCUGCCCAAACUCAAAAGGCUGCUCCAACUGCCCCAACACAGAAAUCUUCUCAGCCUGCCCAAACCCAAAAGGAUGUUCCAACUGCCCCAACACAGAAAUCUUCUCAGCCUGCUCAAAUCCAAAAGGCUGCUCCAACUGCCCCAACACAGAAAUCUUCUCAGCCUGCUCAAAUCCAAAAGGCUGCUCCAACUGCCCCAACACAGAAAUCUUCUCAGCCUGCUCAAAUCCAAAAGGCUGCUCCAACUGCCCCAACACAGAAAUCUUCUCAGCCUGCCCAAACCCAAAAGGCUGCUCCAACUGCCCCAACACAGAAAUCUUCUCAGCCUGCUCAAAUCCAAAAGGCUGCUCCAACUGCCCCAACACAGAAAUCUUCUCAGCCUGCCCAAACCCAAAAGGCUGCUCCAACUGCCCCAACACAGAAAUCUUCUCAGCCUGCCCAAACCCAAAAGGCUGCUCCAACUGCCCCAACACAGAAAUCUUCUCAGCCUGCCCAAACCCAAAAGGAUGUUCCAACUGCCCCAACACAGAAAUCUUCUCAGCCUGUCCAAACCCAAAAGGCUGCUUCAAAUGCCCCGACCCAGAAAGCUGCCUCACCUGCCCCAGCCCGGAAAGUCACUCCACCAGCCCAAGUGCAGAAAUCCUCUCCACCCGACCGUAAACCCAGUCCACCUGCCCUGGCCCCUUCCCAAAAAGAUUCUGCAGGUCCUACCCCUCCUGUAUCCCGUCCUGCUCCUGAAGAUGCUCCGCCUGCCCCAUCUCCUAAGGAAAAGAGAAAGAAGAAAGCCAAAGCAGAGUCUGUUUCUGCUGAGAUUCAGCCCAAAUCUGUGGCUCCAUUGGAGAUGGUGACCAAAAAAGUUCCUGUCAUGGCAGUGCCUCCAGUGGGUACUCCGAAAGCUGUCUCAGCAACUGCUGUGCCGGCCAAAGCAGAAGAGCCCAAACAGGAUGCACCAGCUAAGAAGAAAGGAGGAUCCAAGAAGAAGUCAGAGCCAGCGGUGGCUGCAGACCCCGUGGACAGUCCACUCUACCUGCCCUACAAGGCCCUGCUUUCCACGGUGAGGAGUAUGGUGUUCACUGAAGGAGAGGCCCAGCAGCUCAUUGAGAUUCUGUCUGAUAAGGCUGGCAUUAUUCAGGACACAUGGCACAAGGCCACACAGAAGGGUGAUCCGGUAGUUGUGCUGAAGAAACAGCUGGAAGAACGAGACAAGCAGCUGGCAGCUGAGCAGGAAGACUCAGCAGCUGUUAAAAGUCGACUGAGGGAUUUGACUAAAGAUCUCUCUGUGGAGAAGUCAAAGGUGGCGUCUGUAGAGACCAGGCUGAGCUCUCAGCUGAGUAAGCGAGAGCAGGACAUUAUCGCCCUGCAAGCACGCAUGCAGGCCAGUUAUCAAGACCACCUUGCGGAGACUCAGCAGCUUAAUGCCAAAAUCUUGGCUCUCCAGGACCAGCUGGAGAAAGGCCCUAAUGCUCAGCUGGCCCGUCUACAGCAGGAAAACUCUAUCCUCAGAGAUGCGCUUAACCAAGCCACCAGUCAGACGGAGAGCAAACAAAAUGCUGAAUUGGCCAAACUGCGUCAGGACUGUAUUCGACUGAAUAAGGAGCUGGUGGAGAAGAACGAGGCCUUGCAGGGUGACGAACAGCUCAGGAAAAAUCUGGAAUCUAAAGCUGCCAUGGCUGAGAAACAACUGACCCAGCUGCAGGCAAACAAGGUGAGCAGUGAACAGGCACUGCAGAAGCGUCUGGAGGAAGUGAGUGAGGAGCUCAGACAGACCCAGAGCAGCAGAAACAGCCUUCAGACACAGCUUGAACAAGCUCAGAAAGACGCCACUGCUCUAGCAGAGGCUCAAGCUCGUGUGGCCAGUAUGGAGGCGGAAAUGAAAGAGCAGACCGGACAGUUGGAGAGUCUGCAGAGCCAGCUGAAACUGCUGGAGGCGAGCCAGAGCAAAGAACAGAACCACAAUUCAGAGGCUUUGAUGACUGAACUGGAGCAAGCAAAGAGCAGCCUGAAGGAGAAAGAAGAGGAACUGAUCCAACUCAAAAACAUCAUAUCCAAUCAGGUGGAUAACACAACAAAGGUGCAGCAGUUGCAGCACAGCAUUAAAGAAAAGGAUGACCAAAUAGCAACUCUUCAGGGAGAGCUCCAACAAGUUAAAGAAAAAAGUUCAGACCUCACCAGACUUGAAAACACAGAAAUGCUGGAACAGCUUCAAAAUAGUUUGGAAGAAAGAGAGUCUCGGGUGGCUCUGUGUGAAGAAGAGAUGAAGCAGUGUAAAGAACAGUAUGACACUAAACUGGCAGACAGCACAGCCAAGCUGGAGUCACUACAUAAAAGUGUCACUGAAAAAGAGAGCCUAGUGACAUCACUACAACAGGAAGUGCAGCAGCUCAAGGAACUAAAUCAGUCACAAGGCAAGAGUUACGAAAGUUUGGAGGACAUGCUGAAAUCUGUCCAGGCUGAGACCAAAGAUGUUCUUCAUUCUCUUUUCCCACACAUCAACAUAGAGACAGCGCAGACCAACUGGCUGCAAGACUUUGCUGUGAAAGCACAAGAGUUGCUAAAUCAAAAGCAACAGAGCCAAGAAUCCCAGCAAAGCACAGAGAUGGCGGAGAUAAUGGGGAAACUACAGGCAGCCCAGGAGAGUCAGUGCACAUUACAGUCUGAGUGUGAACAGUACAGGAGUGUACUGGCUGAGACGGAGGGGAUGCUGAAAACACUUCAGAAGAGUGUAGAGGAGGAGGAGACAGUGUGGAAGACCCAGAUAAUGGAGUCAGAGGAGAAACUGAGAAUGGCACUCAAAAAGGUGCAGGAAUUAGAAGAGACAACAGAGAGCUUGAGAGAGAACCAGAGAACCCAACAGCUGGAGCAGAAAGUGAUGUUGCUCGAGGCCCAGUUGGAGAAACAGCUCCAGUCGGUGGCCACUGACAGCCAGAGUCAAUCUGAAGAUUUGAAGCAUGUUUUAGCAGAAUCCGAAAGACAGCUGAGUGCAGCCCAGAAGGAGAUACAGACGCAGAGGGAGGAGCUUUCACAGGUCAGGCAGCAACUGAGUGACGUGACAAAGCGAGCUCAGGGAGUGGCAGAGAACGGGCAGCCUGAGGCGGAGGAGUGUCAGGUCCAGGCUCAGCUGGAGCAGACGUUGGAAAAACUGCAAGGUGAACAGGCUCUAAACCAGCAGCUCUCUGCAGAAGUGGAGCAGGCUCAGGACGCCCUCAAAAAACAGCUUCAGAGCCAUCUAGAACAGAUGAAGUCAGCUGGAGAUGCUGCAGCCAUGGAGGAUGUUGUUCAGCUGAAGGAGUGUCUAGAAAAGGAACGAAAGAUGACCAAAGAUUUGGGUCAGGCAGCCACCAAACUCCAACAACUGCUUAGAAACAGUCAGGACCAACUUUCCAAAGAGAAAGACAAAGUCAGGACCCUGCAAGAUCAACUGCAAGACAAGGAGGGUGAUGGAGAGCUGAAGCAAGGCACUUCUGUUUGAGGUGUAAACCAAAACAAAUUGCCAAAAAUUGCCUUAAGAUGACCAAAAUGAAGCAUUCCGAAAUUUUUCUUCCUUUUUUUGUCGUACUAUAAUCUUGGGAGAACUUGUUUGAAGACUUCUGGAGAAAUGUAACUCAUGCAAACAUUUUAUUUCGGAGAUGUGCUGGACAUAUUUUCACUUCACAUUCCAUCUGAAAACUUCUGGCUAUGUCAGAAAAUAUUCCUCAACUGCCUUAUAUAUUCUUAGUGUUCCCGCACCUCUCCUCCUGAUGUCAGUGUUAAAAGGGAAACUGCAUUGUACGUUAUGCGUACAUUAACUGGUGCAAUUAAUUUCUUGUAAGUAAAUGAGUAUGCAUAAUUGUGUUGGUACAUGGGUACAGCAUUUGGAAUGCCCUCUCUGUAGCUGGCUUCAACAUCAUUGUAGUAAGUUCGAUAAUAAAUGGCAAUAUAGCUUUA